CAUCCAUCAGUUUCUUCCAAACUGCGACCCUUGAAUCAUCGUUGUCCUCAACCAACCCAUCAUCAUCAUCCACCACCACCCACCUUGUUCUCUCCAUCUUCUUUCACCUUUCGCCUUUGUACAACAGGCUUUAAUUUCUUGCCAUCCUUUUCUUGGGGUUUUGACUUUGACCACUCAAUUCCUCUGGCCGAGCGCCUCUCUCCCCUCCUCCGGUUCAAGGUCAACAGAUCCCACAACAACCGGUCAUCACCGUUCUUUUCCUCCACGCAUCUAACAAUCCUUCUUGCCCAUAAUGGUCGGCUUGGUUUCUGCUGCCGGCCUGGUUGGGUUCUUGUCCGAACCUGAUCCAGAGCUCAGAAGCUUUGCCCUCAAGCAAUUAGAUUCACAGGUCGAUCUGUUAUGGACGGAAAUCGCCAAAUCUGUUGGUGACAUUGAAGCCCUCUAUGAAGAUGAUUCCUUCCCAGACCGCGAGCUCGCAGCCAUUGUCGCGGCCAAAGUUUACUACCAUCUCGAGGAAUACAAUGAGAGUAUGGCUUUUGCCUUGGGCGCCGGCAAGUACUUCGAUUUGGACAACGCUGGCGAAUUUGAGGAUACCAUCAUCUCUAAAUGCGUUGAUACCUACAUUGCUUUAUCGGCCAGUCGAGAUCCCACCCUUGCCGCCACCACCGCAGCCAGUGCCCAGUUAGACAAUGCCUUUGGACAAGGAGGCGACGGCGCCGCCAGCAUGUCUGCCAGCCUGACUUCCCCCGUCACUCCAUUCUCCCAAUCCGUCCUCCCCUCGAAAUCCCUUCUGUCCCGGCAAAACACCACCGUCUUCGACCCUACCCAGGCCGGAGCAGAGCCUAGUCUCGACGACUCAUCCAUAAUUAUUCAGCAGCGUGGCCUCCAGAAGCCUCUGAACCGUGUCAUUGAAACCCUUUUUGAAAAAUGCUUCCAGGAAAAGAGGUAUCGACAGGUCGUCGGUAUCGCUCUAGAAGCCCGCAAUCUUGACAUCUUGCGCCGAGUCAUCCGACGAGCUGCUCAAGAUGAACGUAAAGAGACCGGAGAAGCUACAAAGAGAGGGGAGGAGCUUAUGGACUAUGUCCUUGAUAUUUGCAUGAGUGUGGUGCAAGAGCGCGGUUUAAGAAAUGAAAUCUUGAAACUCAUCCUUGAGCUCCUCAACGAUAUCCCCUCCCCGGAUUACUUCGCCAUCGCCAAGUGCGUCGUCUAUCUUGACCAGCAUUCCAUGGCCUCCAAUAUCUUGCAGCAACUCAUCCGCAAUGGUGAUGCCCGCUCUCUUGCAGUGGCUUAUCAGAUCUCCUUUGACCUCUAUGACAACAGCACUCAAGAAUUCCUCCGCAAGGUUCGGGAGGAAAUCGUCGAUCUUCUUCCUCCAACACAAGAGGCCGAUCCUUCAGCAGACAGUGGGCCCGAUCUGAUGGAACAAGACCAAGAGGAAAAGGCCGAGGACCAGUUACAACAGGAGCUUCAAGACUCUGCAGGUGCUCCUCCCCCAGCCUCCAAAUCCAAGUUUACAACACCCGAACAACAGGAAGCUGUGAGGUCGAUAAGAGACAUUCUGGACGGGCUCAAGUCAAUACAUCUGAAUAUCGAAUUCCUCCACAAGUCCAACAAAGUCGACUUAUCUAUCCUGAACAAGAUAAAGGAUAGCCUAGAGGCGAGAUUCUCCAUUUACCACACCGCCGUGAGUCUGGCGACCGGCUUUAUGCAUGCCAAAACGGCCAACGACAGCUUCUUCCGUGAUAACCUCGAAUGGCUCGGCAAGGCCGUGAAUUGGUCCAAGUUCACGGCCACUGCCGCCUUGGGUGUGAUCCAUCAAGGCAACAUCAACCAGGCUCAAAGACUGCUCAACCCUUACCUUCCACGUCCUACUGCUGGAGUUGGUGGCUCCACCGGCUCCGUGUACAGUCAAGGCGGCUCAUUGUUCGCCUAUGGUCUGAUAUGCGCCAAUCACAAAGGAAAGGCAGUUGAAUUUAUUCGUAACAAGUUCAAAGAAGCUACGGAAGAAGUUGUACAACAUGGUGGAGCACUGGGUCUCGGUGUCGCAGGCAUGGCCUCGGGAGACGAGGGUGUUUUUGAAGAUCUGAGAAGUGUUUUGUGGGCCGAUUCCGCCAUCAACGGCGAGGCCGUUGGCCUUGCCAUGGGUCUCGUUAUGCUCGGCUCUGGUAACACAAAGGUUCUCUCUGAUAUGAUCCAACAUGCCCAUGAUACCCAGCACGAAAAAAUUGUCCGUGGUCUUGCCAUCGGAAUGGCCUUGAUCAUGUACGGUCGUCAAGAAGGUGCUGAUGAACUUAUUCAAGGCCUGCUCAACGAAACCGACCCUACACUGAGAUAUGGCGGCAUAUUGACCAUUGCUCUUGCUUACGUCGGCACCGGCAGCAACAAGGCAGUGCGGAAGCUCCUUCACGUCGCCGUCAGUGAUGUCAGUGAUGAUGUCCGCCGCAUUGCCGUCCUCUCUCUGGGCUUCAUUCUGUUCAGAAAGCACACGAGUGUUCCAAGGAUGGUUGAGCUUCUUGCAGAAUCAUACAACCCUCACGUGAGAUAUGGUGCGGCGAUGGCUCUCGGAAUUUCGUGCGCCGGUACUGGUUUGGCAGAAGCCAUCGACCUGCUUGAGCCCAUGCUGAAGGACCCCACCGACUUUGUUCGUCAAGGUGCUCUCAUUGCACUCGCGAUGGUUCUUGUUCAACAGAAUGACGCACUGAACCCCAAGGUUGGUACCAUCCGCAAGCAGAUGCUCAAGAUUGUGGGAGACCGUCACGAAGAUGCCAUGUGCAAGUUCGGCUGUGCCCUCGCCAUGGGCAUUAUUGAUGCCGGUGGUCGAAACUGCACCAUUAGUCUGCAGACCCAAACUGGUAACCUGAACCUGCCGGGGAUUGUGGGCCUUGCUGUCUUCACUCAGUACUGGUAUUGGUUCCCACUAUCCCACUUCUUCUCCUUGUCUCUGACACCAACAUCCAUCAUUGGCGUGGAUCAAAAAUUGGAAGCUCCUGUGUUUAACUUCCACAGCAAUACUCGCCCCAGUCUGUUCGAUUACCCUCCCGAACAAUCGACUAAAGCCGACGAAGCCCCUGAAAAGGUAAAGACUGCGAUUCUGAGUACAACUGCUCAAGCAAAGAGACGGGCUGCCCGCAAGGAGAAGCAACAAAGACGAGACAGCAUGGACGUCGAUGCCAUUACACCUGUCACAACCAAGGUCGACAAGGGUGAUAAGAUGGAUACCGACGAUGCCACUGUCAAGGACGAGGAAGAAAAGGACGGCGAAAAGAAAGAUGGGGAAAGCGCCGAACCGAAAAAGAAGGUCGAGAAAGAGAAGGUCGGAUAUGAGAUCAAGAACAUGUCCAGGGUGCUACCGGCCCAGCUCAAAUACCUAACUUUCCCAGACCAGCGCUAUCAGCCGGUGAAGAGACCAGUGACGGGUGGUAUCAUUGUUGUACUCGACACCGAACCCCAACAAGAACGAGAGGUUAUACCUCUGACCGUCAGCAAAGUCGAACCCCCAUCCGGCGGACAGACCGUUCAGGAACCGCGAGAAGAUGGCCUCGGUGGUGCAAAUCUGCGACCACAGGGGGUGCCACAAACUCCAGCAGGCCAGACUAUCGGAGCGGGACUUGCAGGAUCCGGUGCUGCCGCUGCCGCUGGAGUCUUGACAGCGGUCGAUGAAGAUGAGGAAGGCGCUGAAGAAGCUCCAGUACCACCGGAAUUUGAGUACGAGACUGAUGGAGAGGGUGAAGAGGCCUGAGAAAACCAAGCAUAGACAAACAACCCAGUUUGGGUCUGCAUAAGGUGUGGUAGACGCCGGGAAACACGCAAAGGAUUUGUCAGUUGGGAAUUUCUCUUUGAUGCCCAACCAUGGCGGUGUGAAGCGACCCCGACGGUCUAUGAUGGACACAACCACACAGAGUAUAAAGUAGUGGGCGUGGAGGUGAUUUGAGUACCGAGGCCUUGAUUGGCAUGAGAACUGCAUCAUCUUGACUGGGCGGAUUCGAAGCGUUGAGACGAGUCAGCAAUCGGCAGGAGAGGAUGGAUUCUCCCAAGCUGUUGCUCUAACUGACCGCUAAGAUGGUUGUACUACUUGACAUUUUCCCGAGUUUGUAUUUUAUCAUCAUCAGCAUACUAGUUAUGGACUCCCUGGUCUUUACUGUUGUCGCGAGUAUCAAGUAGAACUAGGGAUAGAUCUUGGGCGGUGAAUCAAGUUGACCUUUAUAACUGUGUUCUGUUGCUGGGUUACCCUGUGAUUCGAUUUAUGAAGGG
Molecule: messenger RNA, 4251 nt
Organism: Exophiala mesophila
Lineage: Eukaryota; Fungi; Ascomycota; Eurotiomycetes; Chaetothyriales; Herpotrichiellaceae
Exons: 2
Coding region: 293-3739 (1148 amino acids)
Biological process (GO): regulation of protein catabolic process; proteasome-mediated ubiquitin-dependent protein catabolic process
Cellular component (GO): proteasome storage granule; proteasome regulatory particle, base subcomplex; proteasome complex
Molecular function (GO): enzyme regulator activity
Source: RefSeq, a predicted model, not a curated record